This is a messenger RNA of Plasmodium vivax (malaria parasite P. vivax), 864 nucleotides long. RefSeq lists its product as hypothetical. Lineage: Eukaryota; Apicomplexa; Aconoidasida; Haemosporida; Plasmodiidae. The record is from RefSeq and is a predicted model, not a curated record. The transcript has 2 exons. Bases 1 to 864 code for a protein of 287 amino acids.
AUGGAUACUUUUGGAUCAAAAUGUAAAUCCCUAGACGAUAAUUUGCCUUCAUCAGAAUUCGAUAAACAAUUUAGACAAUCUAUAAACUUAGACACAUUGGAAAAUGCUGCUUUAUAUAAAGAAAACAAAGUUAAUAUUGUAAAUUGGUUACAGAAUUUUACCACACAAUUUUCACAUUAUUAUAACAAAGAAUCUGUAAAAUGGCAUAAAAAUAUUCAUGGUAAACGAUGUAGAGAUUUAAAUUAUUAUGUAGAUUAUAUAAUAGAUUUAAUAAGCGAGUUAGAAUUUAAGGGUAACCGUGGAAAAAGGGUUAAAGCAUCGAAAACGGAAAUUGAUACUGUAAAACAAUCUAUGAAAUCAUUAUUUAAACAUUCUGAUAAAUUUAAAUGUGAUAGAGAGGAGGAGGAUUAUGUAAAGCGAAUACCCAUAAAAAAGGAUUUAGAUGAUUUCUGUGAAAAUAGGGAUUACUUAUAUGGAUAUUUAGAUAAUAGUAAUAAAGAUUGUGAUCGAUUAACAACAUAUGUGAAAGAAAAAUAUGAUUUUUUUUUUAAUGAGAACACAUGCAUUUUGGAUCCUAAUAAUGGAAAUGAAAAGCCUUUAAAGAUUAAUGAUAAUUGUACAUUGUAUGACAUUCCUAAAACAUUUUCUUAUGGCCAUUGCAGCAAUGAUGAAAUGCCACAUAGAAUCAAAUCUAUACCGCACUGUCCAGCGGCGGAAACAUUUACUUUUGGCAAAUUUCUACAAUACAUAAGUGACUAUAUGCAGUAUAUUCCUGGUAUAUCAUUUAUCCAAGAUAAUUUACUCUACGUUGGAAUAGGAGUUGGAGGUGCUUUAACACUUUUCUUUGUGAUAUAUAAGGUAUAA